GACUGUGCAAGGAAGUCAUAUCGAAAAAUAUUUUCUCCGAAAUAUGAAGCUCUUGGGAUACUGUCUUUUUUGCCUCUUCGCCACGAGAGUGCAAUCAAAGCCACAAAUAACGAAGCUAUUUCCAGUGGAAGGAUUGACGGCAUAUCAUAAACAAUUUAACGAUACCACGAAAUCGUUAGAUAAAUUUUUUGAAAAACUACGCACAACAUACAAUUUUGUUUUCCAUCAACCCGAUAACACCAGCAACGUAGAAAAAAUCCUAGCGAAAAACGCAUCGGAUCCUAAUUUGCAAGCUUUGAGACUAAUAUGGACUGACACGUUAAAAGCAGAUAACUAUACAAAUUUCAAGUAUCCCAACAAUACCUUUCUAGAUCAGAUAAAGUCACUGUCGAUACCAAAAAGUCGUGACAGCAAGGCGACUUCGAGUAAUCUCAAGAAAGAUUCAUCCGUUGAAAUGAAAACAAAUGAAAAUAAUGUGAGCUCUACGAACUCCAAUAAAAAAAGUUCUAAUAAAGCUAAAAUACUACCUGACGACGAUUGGUUCAAUGACAUUCAACCUUUGGAACAACUGGAAUUACAAGACGAAGAGCUGGAUAAAAAAAAUGAGGUGGAAAGCGUGACGCCAGGAACGACCCUUCCGACGACGGUGGGUCGUCAUCUGCUUGAGUGGCUUGGAACUCUUUUCGGGCUUACUUAUACCAUUUACAGUAAAUUAUCGAGCGCUGCUUGUGGAAACGAAAAGCCGACACAAUGAUAAAAUAAAACGACAAAAAGUAAAAUAAAAUACGUUAGAUCAGAAACCAUAUUACGUUAUCCAUUUAUAAAUUUGCACAUCAUAAAAUAAUUUAAUUAGUGAUAAGUUAAUUUAUUCAAUACAAACUAUAUACCGACUUUAUAAUCGC
Molecule: messenger RNA, 902 nt
Organism: Trachymyrmex cornetzi
Lineage: Eukaryota; Metazoa; Arthropoda; Insecta; Hymenoptera; Formicidae
Exons: 2
Coding region: 44-754 (236 amino acids)
Source: RefSeq, a predicted model, not a curated record